This is a messenger RNA of Zasmidium cellare ATCC 36951, 1533 nucleotides long. RefSeq lists its product as uncharacterized. NCBI's taxonomy places the organism in Eukaryota, Fungi, Ascomycota, Dothideomycetes, Mycosphaerellales, Mycosphaerellaceae. Bases 1 to 1533 code for a protein of 510 amino acids. Gene Ontology annotation, molecular function: heme binding; monooxygenase activity; iron ion binding. The transcript has a single exon. The record is from RefSeq and is a predicted model, not a curated record.
AUGCCUCCCCAACUCGCCCUCCUCGCCCUCGGCAGCCUCGCCACCUACCUCCUAUGGAUCAUCUUCUAUCGCCUCUUCCUGCACCCCCUCGCCAAAAUCCCCGGCCCCACUCUCCCCAAAAUCACCACCCUCUACGAAAUGUACUUCGAAGUCUGGCAACACGGCCGGUACCCCUUCAAAAUCAAAGACCUGCACGAGCAAUACGGCCCCGUCAUUCGCCCCGUCCCGGAUGAAGUCCACAUCAACGAUCCGGAUUUCUUGGACACGAUCUAUGCGUUGAGGAAUCGCAAUAAUCCUACGGUGAGGGGACUGCUGGUCGAUCAGAGUGUUGGGGGCGCGGAGGAUUUUCAUGUGCAUAAGAUGAGGAGGGAGGCGUUGAAUCCUUAUUUUAGCCAUAAGGCGGUCAUGGGGAUGGAGGAACUCAUCCUGUCGAAGAGCGACAAGGUGACGAGGAUUUUCGAGCAGGCGGCGCAGAGCGGCGAAGCCUUGAAUCUCUCGGAUGUGUACUUUGGCUUCUCGAAUGAUCUGGUCCGGAAUUUCUCGUUUGGCUCCGACAGUAACCUUCUGGAUGACCUGGCGGAGGCGUGGGUGCAGAGGGAGAAUCUGAUGAGGUUGUUGACGGGCGUGAAGAUCAAUAAGCAUUUCCCGUUCAUUCCGAGGAUUUUGGGCAAGUUCUUGCCGAUGGUGUUGGGGGAGAGGGGGAUUCCGCCGGCGGUGAUGGAUCUUCUCAAGUUCAAGGGGCGGGCGAAGGUCGAUAUCGAGGCGGUGAUGGCGGAUACGAAUAAUGAUAAGAAAGGACGACAUUCGAUUUUCUAUGAGUUGAGGGAUUCGCCUAUCCUGCCGCCGGAGGAGAAGACGGUUGCGAGGCUCCAGGACGAGGCCACCUUGAUCGUGAUGGCGGGCACGGAAUCGCUCGCCAAAUCCAUCGGCUAUGGCUCGUACUACCUCCAGCGCUACCCAGCAACGCUCUCCAAACUCCGCGCCGAACUCCAACAAGCUCGCGCAGAAUCCGACGACGGGGAGUUAUCGCUGACGACGCUCCUCACGCUCCCCUACCUCAACGCCGUCAUCAACGAAACCAACCGCCUCACCUUCGGCGUCACGAAUCGUCUCGCCAGAUACUCCCCCACGGAGACAUUAUCCUACACGGCCUCCUACGGCCCCCACAAAGGCACCACAUACACCUUCCCCCCGGGCACCCGAAUGGGCUGUCUCACGUACUGCACGCACACGAACGAGGAGCUCUUCCCGGACCCGUUCGUCUUCGACCCGGAGCGGUUCGUGGGGCAGAGCGAGGAGGUCCACAAGCGGAAGCGGUGUAUGAUGGCUUUGGGCAAGGGCCAUCGACGGUGUCUGGGGAUCAACGUGGCGAAUUCGGGCAUGUGCUUGGUUUUGGCGGCGUUGGCUGGGUUUGAGAUGGAGUUGUGGGAGACGGGGUAUGAGGAUGUGGCGUUUUUGCAUGAUUAUCAGAUUGCGCAUCCGAGGUUGGAUACCAAGGGGAUUAGGGUGAAGGUGAAGGGGAGGAGGGAGUGA